CGUGAAAACGGUGUGAAUAUAAAAAUAUUUUGAUAAUAUUCACUUGUUUUCCCCCUGCUUUUAAGCUGAUCACUUGAAGUUAACAAAAUUCUCGUCCUUAAUUACAAUGACAGCACCUUUAAUUAAUUUAAAUAAUGACAUUCAAAUGCCAGCUUUCGGACUAGGCACUUAUUUGAGUACUGAGUUCGAUGGCUAUAAAUACACAAAGUUUUGUUUAGAAAAUGGGUAUCGACAUAUUGAUACUGCCUAUUUUUAUGAAAAUGAAGAUGUGGUUGGAAAAGCUAUAAAUGAUGUUAUAUCGACUGGAUUACUGAAACGAGAGGAUAUUUUUGUAACAACAAAAUUAUGGAAUAUCCAUCAUGAACCGGAACUUGUAGAAAAGGCAUGCCGCAAAAGUCUUGAAAAUCUCAAGCUUGACUAUAUUGAUUUAUACUUGAUGCAUACUCCAAUCGGAUAUAAAUAUUCUGAGAAUGAAGAAUUGCUUCCAAAAGAUGCUGACGGAAACUUUCUCUUUAGUGAUGUCGAUUAUCUUGAUACAUGGAAGGCAAUGGAAAAGCUCGUUGGACCAGGACGGCCAGUCAAGUCUAUAGGUUUAAGCAACUUCAACAGUGAGCAAAUAACACGUAUACUUGAAAAUUGCGACAUAAAGCCUGUCGUCAAUCAAGUGGAAUGUAAUACUUCCAUAAAUCAAAAGAAGUUGAUAGAAUUCUGUAAAGCUAGAGAUAUUGUUGUUAUGGCUUAUUCACCAAUGACGAGACCACACUAUUUUGAAAAAGACAAAUCUUUACCUAGACCAGCAAUCUUACAUGAAAAAGUAAAGGAAAUAGGCCAAAAAUAUAACAAAAGUCCUGGACAGGUAGUCUUGAGAUAUCUUUAUCAAAUUGGCACAGUUCCAAUUCCUAAAUCAUCAAAUGAAAACCGAAUUGUUGAAAAUAUUUCAAUAUUUGAUUUUGAGUUGUCAGUCGAGGAAAUGCAAUUCAUGGAUGGAUUUAAUACUGGUCAAAGAACUGUUCCUUUCAAUGCCUGCAAAACUCACAAAUAUUACAUGUUCAAUAUUGAGUUUUAAGAAGCCUUAUUAUGUUUGGAUAAAAUGGCAUGAAGAAAAAUGUAUUUUUUUAACCAUAAUUUUUGAAAGUUAUGCUUAAUAAAAUUUAAAGAUCGCAAUUAAUUGAUAUUAUUUCUUGGUUUGAGCACUUUGUUAUUUUAAU
Messenger RNA from Chironomus riparius, 1208 nucleotides. NCBI's taxonomy places the organism in Eukaryota, Metazoa, Arthropoda, Insecta, Diptera, Chironomidae. The record is from the annotation of a GenBank genome assembly.